CAGCAGCAGCAGCAGCUAUCUGCAGAGGAGGAGCCGCGCUGCAGCGAUCAGGGGAUCCAAAGAAGAGGAAAAGUCAAAGAUCUUCCAGCAGCUCCAGCCUUUCUGUGCGCCUGGAGGGAGCAGCUGCGCCCAGCCUGCGGCUCUGCGCUGAGGACCGGAGCUCUUUAUCACCGGGCCGUCCUUAUCUGGAGGAGCAGCAGAAGUUUCUCCGGGUCAGACUGACCCAGAUCCCCCUGAAGGCCCCCAGAAUGUACCAAAGUCUGGCCCUGUCCUCCAACCAGCCCCCCUACCCCCAUGACACCGGGAAUUACAUCCACCCCUCGGCCAGCUCUCCGGUUUACGUCCCCACCAGCAGGGUCCCGGCCAUGCUGCCCUCCCUGCCCUACCUGCAGAGCUGCGAGUCCAGCCACCAGAGCCACGGCCUGCCCGGGCCCCACGGCUGGGCCCAGAGCGCCGCGGACGGCUCCUCCUUCGCUCCCAGCAGCCCUCACCCUCCGCACGGCUUCUCCUACCCUCACAGCCCGCCCGUCAGCGCCAACGCCGCGCGGGACGGAGGCUUCCAGGGUCAGUACGGGGGCGCGCUGGUGCGCUCCGUGGGGGGGUCUUACUCCAGCCCGUAUGCGUACAUGAGCCCGGAGAUGGCCACGUCUUCCUGGACCCCAGGGCCCUUCGAGAGCGGGGUGAUCAGUCUGCAGGGCCGGCAGGGGGCCCUGAGCGGGCGGAGGUCCAGUCUGGAGCUGAUGGACGACAUGCCCACGGAGGGCAGAGAAUGCGUGAACUGCGGCUCCGUUUCCACGCCGCUGUGGCGCAGAGACGGAACCGGUCACUACCUGUGCAACGCCUGCGGCCUCUACCACAAGAUGAACGGCAUCAACCGGCCGCUCAUCAAGCCCCAGAAACGGCUGCAGACCCCGUCCCGCCGCGCCGGUCUGUGUUGCACCAACUGCCACACCAGCACCACCACGUUAUGGAGACGCAACGCUGACGGGGAGCCCGUCUGCAACGCCUGCGGCCUUUACAUGAAGCUGCACGGGGUGCCCAGACCUCUGGCCAUGAAGAAAGAAAGCAUUCAGACGAGGAAGCGUAAACCCAAGAUACCGAAGAAUAAAACAUCCACAGGAUCCAUCACCUCGGACGCCAGCUCCCCAUCCUCCCUGAAAGUCUCUGAACACGCCUCGGCCAUCAAGAGCGAACCCAGCAUGGCGUCCUACGCAGGGCAUGCAGUCACACCUGGCGCUCAGACUGCUUCUCCGCUGGACAGCGCAGCAUCUGGACAUGUGGACAUUAAAUACGAAGAUUAUCCCUUCACCCCAACGUCCAUGGCUGCACAGAAUUCCUGGUGUGCUUUGUCUCAAGCGUGAGCAUCCUGGGAGAACAGGACUACCUGACUGACUAGGUCUCACUUUACUGAAGGGACAGUCCUCUUUGCUCUGCAGCUACGUCCAUGGAGCUGCAGCCCUGGGACGAUUCGGUUAUAUGGAUCACAAUGGGCUGAAAGCAAAAAGAAAACAAGCAAAAGGUGACAGACAGGCUACCUACUGCCAAGUAAUGAUGGGAUGUUAUGGAACACACUGGCUGUAAAUGACUCCAUCAGUCUCACCAGGAAUGGACUUAACGGGUCUUUCAAAGUGCCUUUUUUUUAGGAGCUGCAGCUCAUAAAAAAGAGCUAAGAACUUGGACCGACGUUCGUCCACCAAGCUGCAUCAGUGCAUCAACUUCUACUACCUAUAUCAUGUUUGGAGAAACAUUACACUAAACAGAGCUCACCAGUAAAAAUACAUUCAGCUGGAAUUGGAGAAGAUAAGGACACAAUAACCCGAUUUAAAGCUUCCACAUCAUUUUAUAGCGUUUAUUUUUCUCUCUCGCUGUUUUACGUUCAGCCUAUCAAAGACAAUCCCAGCGUGUUGUUUCAGUGCAAUCAAAAAAAUUGGACAGAAAAUAACUCUUUAUGGCUGUUAAGCAUGUCUCAUUACCAACAUGUAGAUGAUUAACAUUUAUAGGCACAUUAUUUAUGUUGAGAUAAGGGCAGUUAAAAGUCAUUGUGGACACUAAAAGCAGCCGGUUGUAAACCGCCGCUCACUGGGCUCCUCGUAGAGAGGCUGCUCUUUUUCCCGAGCUACAGGCUGUUUUAGAAAAACACAGACUUAGAAACGACAAAAUAAAACGUCCAAAAGUUCAUCAUUUUACUGAUCUAACAGACAACAGCAAUGAAAGUGCAAUGAGUAAUAAGAGUGUGAAAUGUAUUGUAAUCAUAAUGUAAUUAUCUCGGUUUUUUAUUAUGCAAGAGAGUGUGUGGAUUUUCUGUUUUAUUUUUUCAAAUUUGUUUAGUUUAAUAAACAUAUAUAAUUUCA
Molecule: messenger RNA, 2351 nt
Organism: Cyprinodon tularosa
Lineage: Eukaryota; Metazoa; Chordata; Actinopteri; Cyprinodontiformes; Cyprinodontidae
Gene: gata5
Product: GATA binding protein 5
Exons: 7
Coding region: 249-1361 (370 amino acids)
Biological process (GO): positive regulation of transcription by RNA polymerase II; negative regulation of transcription by RNA polymerase II; cardiac muscle tissue development
Cellular component (GO): nucleus
Molecular function (GO): DNA-binding transcription factor activity, RNA polymerase II-specific; RNA polymerase II cis-regulatory region sequence-specific DNA binding; zinc ion binding
Source: RefSeq, a predicted model, not a curated record